UGCUUUCACUCCUUCGCAGCCUCAAAUAAAAGCGAGCCAAAAAAAAUUUAUAAGAAAAAUAAAUCCCACAAGAAAUAAUAGUGGCUGAGAUUUCUCCAUUGUCUCGCACAUACUCGUAUUGCUCUCUGGAGUGUCUGGUGGUUUUAGAUUGCUCCAAUCGGCUUCUCUAGUUACCGAUCCACCAUUGCCGGAACUAUGCUUUCUCCGGCGACUUUCGGCUGAAUUGGCUUUCAUGCAUGAUCGGAGUCAAGACCAUUGCCUCGCCAGCUUCUUACGACAUGGAUUUCUCACAAGGUUUUGGCAUCUUCGGGUUCGUUUUGUAGCAUUGCCUUGUCAGGUCCUUUUGAUCACCACCACAACGGCUUUACUUCUUAUAGCUUUUGAUGACGCCAGAAAAGAUGCAAGGUUUUUGUUUUAUCCUUUGUUCGUCAGAGAGGAUUUGAAGCAGCGUAAGCUGCCCAGGUCCGCUAAUGGACACAUAUUCCUCCGGUGAAGAUUUGGUUAUUAAGACAAGAAAGCCAUAUACUAUUACAAAGCAACGAGAGCGAUGGACAGAGGAGGAGCAUAACAGGUUUCUUGAAGCCCUGAAGCUUUAUGGGCGAGCUUGGCAGCGCAUAGAAGAGCAUAUAGGAACAAAGACUGCUGUGCAGAUCAGAAGUCAUGCACAGAAAUUCUUUUCAAAGUUGGAGAAGGAGGCUCUCGUUAAAGGUGUUCCUAUAGGACAAACUCUUGACAUAGAUAUUCCACCUCCACGUCCUAAAAGGAAACCAAGCAAUCCUUAUCCUCGAAAGACCAGUGCAGCUAUUCCCACAUCACAUGUGGGAGUGAAAGAUGUGAAACUUUUGCCAUCAGAGUCUUCUUCACAUUGUAAGCAAGUACUAGAUCUGGAGAAAGAGCCAAUUCCUGAGAGACCUGGUGGAGAAGAAGAUCCUACAAAUGAAAAAGAAAAUCCUACAAAUGAAAAAGAAAAUCAAGAUGAAAAUUGCUCAGAAGUUUUUACCAUGCUUCAAGAAGCUCACUAUUCUUCUAUUUCUUCAGCAAAUAGAAACUCCAUGCCUUCACCUGUGGCACUCAGAAAUGCUUGCACUUUUAGGGAGUUUGUUCCUUCAAGCAAGCAGGCAAAUCAGGAUGAAUCAAAUGGAUCAUAUGUAACUAUUGAACAUCAAGGAAAUCAAAAUUUGGAGAAAGUUAAUGCCAAACAGAGAGCAGUUCAGGAUAAUGCCACAAAUAGAGGAUCGAAGUUUGACAACUCUAAUUCUCCACUGGAGGAGUUGGUCCAGAAUGAGAAAAGAAAUGAUUUAAAUUGUGAGAUGCCAACAGAGGAGCUGCAAACAACUCAGAACUACCCAAGGCAUGUGCCUGUGCAUGUUCUAGAUGGGAGCCUAGGAAAUUGCACUCAAACUCCUUCUGCAGAUAUUUCAUUCCGAGACCCCAUCUUUCAUCCAAUUGGUGAGGUUCCUGGACACCCUACAGUGUUUCCAAAUCCAGCUGCAUCUGCUACUACUGAACAUCAGAGCAAUGUAUCAAGAUCUUCAGUUCAUCAAUCAUUUCCACCAUUUCAUCCUACCUUUACUCCAAUUCGUCAUGAUCAAGAUGAGUACCGAUCAUUUCUCCAAAUGUCCUCUACGUUUUCGAGUCUUAUUGUAUCUACAUUGCUGCAAAACCCUGCAGCACAUGCUGCAGCGAGCUUUGCAGCUACAUUUUGGCCUUAUGCAAAUAUGGAAACUUCAGCAGAUUCUCCUGCAUGCCCCCAUGGUGGAUUUCCUUCUAGACAAAUGAACUCAACUCCAAGUAUGGCAGCAAUUACUGCUGCUACUGUAGCAGCAGCCACUGCAUGGUGGGCAGCCCAUGGACUGCUUCCUUUGUGUGCUCCUCUUCACACUGGAUUUGCCUGUGCUCCUGCAUCCACAAGUGUUCCAUCAAUGGACACUGGUCAAGCUCUUGCAGCCAAGACUGAAAGAGGAGAGAAUUCUCCUAAUCCUCCCUUGCAAGAUCAACUGGACGUAGAACACUCGGAAGCUUUGCAAUCUCAACAUUCAGCUUCUAAAUCUCCCACCCAGUCAUCAACAGAGUCUGAGGAGAGUGGGGCUGCAAAGCCUGAUACCUGUUUAAAAGCUGCUGAUGAUGAGAAGGCCACAGCAGAACCUGAUCUUCAUGAUUCAAAUCCGGUGAAGAGCAGAAAACAGGUGGACCGUUCAUCAUGUGGUUCUAACACAGCUUCCAGCAGUGAAGUAGAGACUGAUGCGUUGGAGAAGCAUGACAAAGGGAAGGAAGAGUUAAAAGAAUCGGAUAAAAAUCAUCCAGCCACUGAGUCCACUAACCGUCGUAUUAGAAGCACCAGCACUCUGAUUGAUUCUUGGAAGGAGGUGUCUGAAGAGGGGAGACUGGCAUUUCAAGCACUAUUCUCAAGAGAGGUAUUACCCCAAAGUUUUUCACCUCCACGUGAUAUCCUGAAUAAAAAAGAGAAUCAAAACAACAGUGCGGAAGGAGAUAAGCAGAAUGUAGAAGAAAAAGGUGGAGAUACGUUGCUAUUGGACCUGAAUAGAAGGAUAUUGCUGUCUCGUUCCAUCCAACAAGAAGUGGAGAAAAAUGCAUCAUCAAGAAGUGACACCAAUGGGGAUGAGGGACUGUUGACAAUAGGGCUUGGACAUGGAAAGCUCAAGACUCGCCGAACAGGAUUCAAACCUUACAAAAGGUGCUCAGUAGAAGCCAAGGAAAACAGGGUGGGAAGUGCCGGCUGCCAAGGCGAGGAGAAAGGCCCGAAGAGGUUGCGCUUGGAAGGGGAAGCUUCAACUUGAUAUUCGAUUUUACAUGCAACCAAAGGAAACCUUGUUGGUUGCAUGUAAUUUCUUAUUUCUCCCCUUCUCUAUCUACUAUCCAUUCAUGUUUCAUUGAGACUUUUGCAGCUCACGAAACUUGUCGUGUAGAUGUGUGUACCAUAUUGUAUGUCUACAUUCGCUCAUUUACUUACUUUGAACCUUUGCAACUGCACUUGAAGACGUCGUUAACAGACUUUAGAUGAGAAACAUUAAAUAUUUAUUGGACCUUAAUUAGGCCAUACUUUCCUUCAAA
Ziziphus jujuba (common jujube) is the source of this 3072-nucleotide messenger RNA. RefSeq names its product protein LATE ELONGATED HYPOCOTYL. Gene Ontology annotation, molecular function: DNA binding. The transcript has 9 exons. The record is from RefSeq and is a predicted model, not a curated record. Bases 471 to 2798 code for a protein of 775 amino acids. Lineage: Eukaryota; Viridiplantae; Streptophyta; Magnoliopsida; Rosales; Rhamnaceae.